CUUAUCUGACACGCCUUGGAGCACUACUAGCUUGAGACAUCUCAGAAUUGAGCCCAGGCUUUGUUCGUUCUUCCCCGACGAGCAGUGCUCUGCACUCCCGUUAUUCCUCCAUCUGACUCGUCUUCGGUUCCCCUAACAUUACUCUCUGUAGAAAUAACCGAUACGAGUUGCGCCUAGCCUAACUGAUUCCCGGCUCGCGACAUUGCUUGGGCGUUUGCCACCUUUGCCGUCUUUGCCACCUUUGUCACCCCAUGGUCCUGUCGCCUUUGCCUAGUCGUCCUCCAACCUGCCCAUUCAUUGGUUCGUAGUAGCGUUAUUUUCUCGGCAUCGUAAGGUCCGAACCCUUUUCAGAACGUGACCAGCCCUUAGUCUAGGUCGUCCGCUUUCUCCUCACUUUUUUUUCCUACGGAACAGGGGCGUCGAAUCCGACGGGACGUGACCGCUUUUUCCUUACAGAACAGAGGCAUCGAAUCUGUACAACAUGGCCACCCGUCGCGGGCGCUCUGCUACUGCCGAUGAAAGCUCGACUCCGACGAAAAGCAGCGUGGAUCAGGUGGAAGAGGUUGCGGCGACUCCCGAAACGGAGGCCAUUUUGAUCAAGAUCGUGAGCGACAAAGGCGAGGAGGUUCAGUACAAGGUCAAGAAGGGCGCCAAGAUGCAGAAGGUGUUUGACACGUACGAAAAGAAGGUCGGCGCGCCUCCCGGGUCUCUCAGGUUUACCUUCCACGGCGAGCGCGCUCAAGGGAAGGACACGGUGGAAGUGAUUGGACUGAAGCAGAACUCGGUCCUGGAAGCACAUCAGUUCCAACUCGCUGGCUGAUUGAGAAGCCGUGAAUGGCUCAAGCUGAUGCUCUGCAGGGGUUUUCUCAUCUUCUGGUAUGCUUUUCUGAUGUAUGCUUCUGAUCGUGCCUAGGGUGGAGUUUGUAGCUAGGGUUAGCUAUUUUCCUCAUUUCCUCCAAAAUCUGCUAAUUCUGCCUGAUGUGACGCUAUGUGUGUUUUGGGCUCGCAAUGCUGACAGCCAUGUAAUGGCGAUACUGAUUCUCACUAUUACGGUAGUACCAUGUAGGAAAUUGUUAGUGACAUGAAACGUACUAAAGUAACUUAGAAGCCUAAUUUGAA
This is a messenger RNA of Closterium sp. NIES-67, 1119 nucleotides long. NCBI's taxonomy places the organism in Eukaryota, Viridiplantae, Streptophyta, Zygnematophyceae, Desmidiales, Closteriaceae. The record is from the annotation of a GenBank genome assembly.